AUGUCGUCCCCGCCGCCGUGUUUUAGGUGUUCCAAAUCACUAUUAUUGCUGCUCUUUUCCCUAGUGAUCUGCCUCUCCUCUCUCCCACUGUCCCCGGCGGCGCCUUCGCCUUCGCCUUCGCCUUCACCCUCCCCCGCCCCCUUUCCUUCCCUCCACCGCCACCACGUGCCCCACUUCACCUACAUGGGCAGGAUGGCCCCACGCUGGCACAAGCGCACCCUUGAGUACGCCUUUUCUCCCGACCACGGGAUCAACUACCUGGACCCCGCAGAGGUGAGGGCCGUGUUCGCCCGCGCGUUUGCCCGCUGGUCCGCGUACAUCCCCGUGACCUUCACGGAGACGGAGGACUACGAACAAGCGGACGUGAAGAUCGGGUGGUACAGCGGGGACCACGAAGCAGCUGUAUCAGAAACAACGACUAUGACAAAAAUCAUCAAGGAGAUGCUCCCUCCAGAUGUUCGCGUUGCAAGAGAUACUCAAGACCUUCUAAUAGAGUGUUGUGUAGAAUUUAUCAAUCUGAUUUCAUCAGAAUCCAAUGAAGUAUGUAACCGGGAAGACAGAAAAACAAUUGCUCCAGAACAUGUCCUCAAGGCCUUAGAGGUUCUUGGAUUUGCGGAGUAUAUUGAAGAAGUAUAUGCUGCAUAUGAGCAGCACAGGCUGGAGACUAUGGACACAAUGAGAGGUGGAAAAUGGAGCAAUGUAGCAGAGAUGACGGAAGAGGAAGCACUUGCGGAGCAGCAAAAGAUGUUUGCAGAGGCUCGUGCGAGGAUGAAUGGUGGGCCCUCUGCCCCCAAGCAGCCAUCAGAGCCUCACAACCAGCCAACACCCAACAGCUAA
Striga hermonthica is the source of this 837-nucleotide messenger RNA. NCBI's taxonomy places the organism in Eukaryota, Viridiplantae, Streptophyta, Magnoliopsida, Lamiales, Orobanchaceae. The record is from the annotation of a GenBank genome assembly.